Monomorium pharaonis (pharaoh ant) is the source of this 3391-nucleotide messenger RNA. Its product is annotated as elongation factor-like GTPase 1. NCBI's taxonomy places the organism in Eukaryota, Metazoa, Arthropoda, Insecta, Hymenoptera, Formicidae. Gene Ontology annotation, molecular function: GTP binding; ribosome binding; GTPase activity. Gene Ontology annotation, biological process: cytosolic ribosome assembly. Gene Ontology annotation, cellular component: ribonucleoprotein complex; cytosol. The record is from RefSeq and is a predicted model, not a curated record. The coding region runs from base 1 to 3201 and encodes 1066 amino acids. The transcript is spliced from 5 exons.
AUGCGCUUGAUCAGCGUGGAGAAGCUUAGCGAGAUACAAAAUGAUGCCGCGCGUAUCAGGAACAUUUGCAUCCUGGCACACGUGGACCAUGGCAAGACCACCCUGGCGGACUCCCUCGUCGCAAGCAAUGGCAUUAUAUCUGGCAAGCUGGCUGGGAAGCUCAGAUACCUGGACAGCCGGCCGGACGAGCAAGUGCGCGGGAUCACAAUGAAGUCCAGCUCGAUAACGCUCCAUCACAUGUACAGCAGGAUGGACCAUGUGGUGAAUCUAAUCGACUCUCCAGGCCACGUGGAUUUCUCCUCCGAGGUUUCCACAGCAGUCAGACUAUCGGAUGGUGCCGUCAUCCUAGUCGACGUAGUAGAGGGGGUGUGCCCGCAGACCCGAAGCGCCCUGUCGAUUGCCUACGUCGAGGAUUUGAAACCUAUCUUGGUACUUAACAAGGUCGACCGACUGAUCACAGAGAUGAAACUGACACCGUUGGACGCCUACGUACGCUUGACGCAGGUCCUGGAGCAGGUGAAUGCCAUCAUGGGCGAGCUGUUUGCGAGCGACGUGAUGGAGCGCGAGGAAAUCGCUGUACAUUCCGCGUCGGACAAGAUAAACGAGAGGGAUCUGGCCGAAUGGCAGUCCGUGUUAGAGGAGAUCGACGACUCGAACCUGUACUUCUCGCCCGAGCAGGGAAACGUUCUCUUCACCAGCGCGAUCGACGGCUGGGGAUUCGGUAUUAGGGAGUUUGCCAAGAUCUACUCGGACAAAUUGGGAUUCAGUGAGAAGGUUCUGCGCAAAACGUUGUGGGGAGAUUUUUACAUAAACAGCAAGACUAAGAGGAUCAUGAAAGGGGCUCAGGAGAAGGCGAAAAAGCCGCUUUUUGUGCAAUUAAUUCUGGAUAAUAUCUGGGCGCUAUACGAAACCAUAGUGAUACGAAAAGACAAGGAUAAAUUGCCGACUAUAGCCGAGAAAUUGAAUAUUAAAUUGACGACACGCGACUUGAGGCACACGGAUCCGAAGGCGCAGCUGCAGGCCGUCUGCACGCAGUGGCUUCCCCUGGCACAGAAUUGCCUCGACAUGGUAUGCGAGAAGGUCCCGUCGCCGCACAAUUUGACUGGCGAGAAGAUCGAGCGACUAAUCAGCGGGAACAACGACUUUUCCGCCUUACCUUUGGAAACGCAGCGACUGAAGGGAGCGUUUUUGUCGUGCGAUCCGUCGUCGGAGGCGCCGAUCAUCGUGUUUGUAUCGAAGAUGUUUCCCGUAGAGAGGGACAUGCUGCCGGAGAACAGGCCGAAGUCAUUGACACCGGAGGAAUUGGCACAGAGAAGAGAAAUCGUUCGACAGAAGCACGCGGAACGACUGGUGCAAAAAACUACUGCUAUUGAGAAUCACGAGAAGGACACGCGCGAAACUAUAGUCUGCAAUAACGUCGAGAACAACGCGAGACACGAAGACGAGGAUAUAACCGAGGAUAAUUCACUAGACGGCACGUUAGUGGCCUUCGCGAGGGUAUACUCGGGAACUAUAAAGAUCGGAGAUGAGGUAUUUGUUUUAGGGCCGAAGCACAAUCCCACCGUCGCUCUGGAACACGAGAGAGCGGGCGAACAGGUGGAUCCGGCUCUCGUGCUUAAGGAUUUGAAGCCUGGUAGACACAUUACGAGGGUGACGAUAGGUAAACUGUACAUUCUCAUGGGAAGAGAGCUUGAGGUCGUGAGUCAGGUGCCGGCGGGUAACGUUUUCGGCAUCGGCAACUUGGAGGAGCACGUUUUAAAAACCGCGACUCUCUCGACGACGAUCGCUUGUCCCUCAUUUACGGAGCUAACUUCCCUCGCAGUUCCCAUACUAAGAGUGGCUCUGGAGCCGAGACAUCCCAACGACCUGCCAAAACUAAUCAACGGCUUGAAACUGUUGAAUCAGGCGGACGCCUGUGCCAUCGUUCACAUACAGGAGACCGGAGAGAUCGUUUUGAGCACCGCUGGUGAGGUUCAUCUCGAGAGAUGCUUGGAGGAUCUCAAGUUGAGAUACGCGAAAAUCGACAUUAAUGUGUCCGAUCCGAUUGUACCGUUUCGCGAGACCAUAGUGCCACCACCAAAACUCGACAUGGUGAACGAGGCGAUCGAGAAGAAGGCGGCGGAAGUCAAUCCCGAAGUCUGGACAUCGAAUCGGCAGUGUUGCUUCGAGAUAGACGCAAAGCCUCUCCCGGAAAAUGUAACAAAAUUAUUGGAAAAAAAUGCAAAUCUGAUAAAGUUUUUGGAUAGUUGCUGCGACAGGUAUACAGAGGCGACACAGGAGAACGGGAAACACGAGGACACUUCUGAAGGCCAAUUCAAUGACAACCAGAUUAACGAGAGAUCCAUAUCCGAUAAAAAGCAAAAGGAGGCGAAGACUUUUAAGAAUGAAUUGGGAACAGCUUUUCUCGAAGCGGGAUGGAAGGAUAACGUGCUGGAUAACAUAUGGUCUUUUGGUCCACGAAAAUGCGGACCAAACAUCCUACUGAAUGAGACUGACUACAGACAAAAGAAGUUCUGGGAGCAGCAAAGCAUGAAUGCUGAUUUCCGAGCAGCAUAUGAUAACAGUAUUGUUAAUGGAUUUCAACUUGCCACUCUGGCCGGUCCCUUAUGCGAGGAGCCUAUGAUGGGUGUUUGUUUCGUGUUGAAAAAAUGGGAAAUUUUUGAGACCUCACAAAGCGAUUCUGGUGGUCAGAGCCAUGGACAUUUGGGCGGUCAAUUAAUGUCGGCGUGUAAAGAGGCGUGUCGACGAAUCUUCAGUUUGCGACACCCCCGACUGAUGACGGCGAUGUACAGCUGUAGCGUUUUAGUCAACUCCGAUGUUCUUGGGAGAUUGUACGCUGUGUUCGGCAAAAGACAAGGCCGCAUCGUAUCUACGGAGAGUGCACACGGCUUCGGUGGACAAUUCAGAGUAUUGGCCACCCUACCGGUUCUAGAGAGCUUCCAUCUCGCAAGAGAACUGCGGACGCAAACGUCCGGAUUGGCUAAUCCACAACUAGUUUUUAGUCACUGGGAGGCAAUUGAACAAGAUCCUUAUUGGGUGCCAUCCACGGAGGAGGAAUACCUCCAUUUCGGUGAAAAGGCGGACAGCGAUAAUCGAGCUAAGUGCUACAUGGAUGCAGUUCGUCGAAGAAAAGGCCUUCCGGUGGACUCCCAAUUAGUUACUCAUGGUGAAAAACAACGUACUCUGUCAAAAAAGAAGUGAUGCGAAAAUUAUCGUUAAUGCGAAUCCUUUAAAAAGCCGUGUUUACUACGUUUAUUCUUGUCGUAGAUAUAAUCUUUCGUCCAUUAAAUCUGUGAAAUUGUAAAUUAAUGUGAAUGUAUAAACAAGAAUAUUUGUUUCUUUCUGCGUUAUAUGUUAUAUAAAAUAUAAGAUUAUAAUGUUGAUUGAUCAA